GAGAAAAACAAGUAAUUUGAAAUACAUAUUCAACGACAUAGAAAAAUUAUGUCAAACUGAUGCUCGUUGAGUUUGUUACGCGAAUCACAUAUCGUUUUGUGUUCAAAUGUCUGUGCACGAAGUUACUGGUAGUAUGUUUGUGCAGUGAUAGUUCAAAAGAUGCAGGUAUGCCAAUGAUGGACACCUUGUCUAAUAAAUGGGUAAACAAAAGUUAGUAACCAGCAUCAUGAUGGCUUGCUGUCUGAAAUCAUCUGUACCAUCACCAUUGAAUUUGUUAACAAAUUAUACGUGCGUGUAUUUUCAACUCAAAUCACAACCAGUUUUAUAUCUCACUGAUUACACAGACUGUUCACCUUCUCAUCCAAUGACUACUACACUUUCGUUGUCAGAACCUAUUUCAACUUCACAUGUUUCCAUAAUGAUAACAAUGGAAGCGCAACUUCUCAGUCAUCAUUCCACUGAAUAUGUAUGUGACAUUGAAACUGUUUACUGCAAGUUGAAACGGAAGACUAGCAUCAAAGGGUUCACUUCUCCGUCGGCAUUGUAG
Molecule: messenger RNA, 547 nt
Organism: Schistosoma rodhaini
Lineage: Eukaryota; Metazoa; Platyhelminthes; Trematoda; Strigeidida; Schistosomatidae
Source: the annotation of a GenBank genome assembly